Alternaria burnsii is the source of this 489-nucleotide messenger RNA. RefSeq lists its product as uncharacterized. The transcript is spliced from 2 exons. The record is from RefSeq and is a predicted model, not a curated record. Bases 1 to 489 code for a protein of 162 amino acids. Lineage: Eukaryota; Fungi; Ascomycota; Dothideomycetes; Pleosporales; Pleosporaceae.
AUGCCUUCGUUUACGUCCAUCUCUAAGACUGGACUCAACGAUGAUAACGUCAUCUUUGACGCUAACGAGGACGGGGUCCAGCGUCUCGACCAGCAGCACAAAGUGGUCUACUCUGCAAUGCCUCAGCUCGUUCUCGCAUUCAUCGACCUUGCCGAGAGCGGAUACCGAGUCUUGGACCACGCUACUGGUAGUGGUAUCUGGCUACGAGAUGUGCGCCAGGCGGCCGGAGGUGCUUCGGGCACAUGGAUAGAAACCAUCAUUGAAGAUAGCUAUUUCCCAAAAGAGACUCCAAACGACACCUCGUACCACCAUCAGUCCAUGACCGAGCCGUGGCCGCUACAAUGGCAAUGGACAUUUGAUCUAGUGCACUCACGUAUGGCACUUCCGGGCGUCGGUCUCAGCUCACUGGAAGAUGCUGUCAUGAACCUAGUCAAAUUGCUAAAGCCUGAUGGCUGGAUUCAGCUGGUCGAGAUGCAGUGGCAGGACUGA